Messenger RNA from Zootoca vivipara (common lizard), 7226 nucleotides. RefSeq names its product lactamase beta (gene LACTB). Gene Ontology annotation, biological process: regulation of lipid metabolic process; proteolysis. Lineage: Eukaryota; Metazoa; Chordata; Lepidosauria; Squamata; Lacertidae. Gene Ontology annotation, cellular component: mitochondrion. The record is from RefSeq and is a predicted model, not a curated record. Gene Ontology annotation, molecular function: peptidase activity.
UUCAUCCUCAACUUCAGCUCCUUUUAAAGGUUCUAUCAAAAAUUGGGGGGUGAAAAGUAAUUUGAGGUGAUGGUGAUGGUGAGGAGGAAGUUGCCAUUUGUUAUAGUGAGGGGGAAGUUGCCAUUUGAAGUUUCGGUACCAAAAUGUAUUGGGCUGGGCCUGUGACUUUAACAGACAGCUUAGGGACACAAAGAAGGGCAAAACUCCCAUGAGACCAAGCCAGCAGUACUAGUGGUCAAGGUUGAUGAGAGUUGCAGGCCCAAAACAUCCUGAACGUGCAACUUGGGCUACCCCUGGCAUAAUGCAAAUAGGGCAAAGGAAGAGUUAUGCUUAUUUCCAUGCUGCUUGGAAAAAAGUCCAGAGCAAAGGCUGAGCCCAAGAAAUCAUUCCACCGCGAUUCAAAUGGAAAGGUCAAUCAACACAAUGCAGUCGCAGUGGCCUAGCAUGGAGGGGGGCGCAUGGCCACGGGCACAUUUUUGGAGGGGUCGCAACAAGGUGCCCCCACGACCGGAUCCCUCAAUGAGGGAAGCAUUGCCCAGCUUUCAGGGUUGGAAGGGGAGCAGGGCUGGCAUCCGGCACUUCCCCACCUGGCUGACUGGAAGGGUGUCCUGGGUCUUGCUCAUUUCUCCCUUCUUUCCUGCAAUGGAAGAGCGACAUGAGAAUGCAAGAGGCAGGCCGCUUCCAAUCAGCCUAAUCCAGUUGAGAAGGGCGCCCGCCUCUCCAUCGGCGUCCUCAUGGUGCCCUCCAAGCCCUGGGCACUGGGAAGGCACGCUCUGCCGCUGUGCAUUCAAUACUGUUGCUGUAAGUAAUGUGCCAAAGUAAAAUGCUCUUAAGUGAAUCCAGACUUUGCCUAUGUUGGAUAUGAAUUUGGCAUAUGAUAAAUGACUCUGUUUUAUUGGGAAAAUAGUAAUGAGAAUUAAAACAACAAAUGCUGAAAUGAAUCCCACCUGGUCUGCAUUUGAUUGCACAUCUGAAAGUGGUUUGGUCUGGCUUGGAGCCCAGCUCCAUAGUUCAAAACAUCACUGGACGCGGGGAAGGAUGCAAGAAUUUGUUAUUCUAUAUUUCCUGGAUCCUGCACUACUUUAUAGUACAGAAUAAAUUGUUAACGGCCAAAAUAAUUUGCUUCCAUCCUUGGUUUUCAUCAUUGCUCCACCUACUUGCCCUCAGUGUGGCCUUAUUUCAGUUGCUGAGUUUUAGACUUUAAAAGUAAUGGGUACGAUCCACCAGGAUGUGUCUCCCCCCCCCUUUCAUUUCAAUGGAGCUUGUGCAAAAGAGCAUCCCAGUGAACAAAGCCCAAGAUGGAGACAGUUCUGGACAUUUUGGACCAAGCCUGAGGCAUAAAAUACAAAUGGUGGUUAGUAUAUAAUAAUAAAUUUAAAAAUGAACACUUAGCUGCUUUUUAACUUGGCUCCAAAAUCUGCUGAGGUAGGUUGUCUUGCUCUGCCUAAUGGUAAGUGAAGCUUGUCAGGCAGCAGGAAUAAAAUUAAAAGACCCAAAAAAGAAAACAACAGAACACCACUAGUAAUCACAUACAGCUCCCAAGCUAAAGCAGUACAGCACAUCAUCAGAGAUCUACAACCUCUCCUAGACAAUGACAGUUCUCUUUCUCAAGCUCUGGGAGGGAGGCCUUUCAUUGCCUACAGACAGCCACCCAAUCUUAAACAACAACUUACCCACAAUAAUACCACCACCAGACUUAACAUGGACGCUGGUACCAGAGCCUGCAAUAAACCCAGAUGCCAACUUUGCUGCCACAUACACUCGGACAACACCAUUACUGGCCCCAACAACAUCAAACAUACUAUCUCAGGGCUAUUUAAUUGCUCAUCUUCUAGCAUGGUGUAUGCCAUCAACGGUGCCCUUCAGCUCUUUAUAUUGGACAAACAGGCCAAACCCUACGCCAAAGGAUAAAUGGACAUAAAUCUGACAUCAGGAAUCACAAGACAGAGAAACCAGUAGGAGAACACUUCACUCUCCCAGGACAUUCUAUACAAGAUCUCAAAGUAGCUGUUUUAUUACAGAAAAAAUUCAGAAACGGACUGGAAAGAGAAGUUGCUGAAUUGCAACUCAUUACCAAGCUUAAAACCAUGGAGAGACCUGGUCUGAAUAAGGACAUUGGAUUCUUAUCUCAUUAUACAUGAUAAAGCUUUCUUUAGCACCUCACCACUUGUUUUUUUCCUGUUUCAGUGUAUCUGAAGAAGUGUGCAUGCACACGAAAGCUCAUAUCUAUGACAAACUUAGUUGGUUUCUAAGGUGCUACUGGAAGGAUUUUUUUUUAAUUUAUUUUUUACUACGUCAGACCAACACGGCUACCUACCUGUAAGGAAUAAAAUGUGUAUAUACUCCAUUCUUCCAACCUCUAGACAUUGUUGGAUGACAACCUCUAUAAUCCCUGACCUGCUUUCUAAUGAGACUUGGAGCCUAACAGCAACUGGAGGGCCACAGGCUCCCCUCCCCUGCUUUAAAUCACUUUUAAUGAUGGCUUAAUAAUAGCUGUCACUCCAGCUGUAACCCUCCAACAUUUCUCAGAUGAAAAUAGAGACGUCCUACCAUACCCUCCAAUGAAAAUAGGGAUGUCCUAAGGAAAAGCGGGACAUUCCAGGAUCAAAUCAGAAACCGGUAUGGCUUCUGUAAAUCCAGGACUGCCCCUGGAAAAUAGGGACACUUGGAGGGUCUGAGCCUAAUCUGCUUUACGGGGUUGUGAGGGUAAAAGGUGGAUGAAGAAUUGAUCGGUUGAAUUCCCAUAGCACCAUCCACACCUACAUUUGCAGGGUGGGGGAAGCAUUCUGUAACAUUCUAAAAAGUUUCAGUUAAAAAUAAAAUUAAAAAAUUCCUUCCAGUAGCACCUUAGAGACCAAAUAAGUUUGCCAUUGGUAUGAGCUUUCGUGUGCAUUCACACUUCUUCAGAUACACUGAAACAGAAGUCACCAGACCCUUAUAUAUAGGGAGAGGGUGAGGAGGAGUAUUACUCAGAAGGGUGGUGGGAAUGGGUGGUUGACUGAUAGGUGUGGUAAACCUGUUGACGUCCCCAUGGUCCAGAGAGCAUGCCAGGCACUCCUGCCUUCCACUGCCUCCCAGUUUGGUCAGACUCCUGUUUGUAGCUUUGAGAACUGUUAACUACUGCAAUUGGUAUUACAGGAAAAAGCAAGGGGUGAGGUGGCUAAAAAUAGCUUUAUCAUGUAUAAUGAGAUAAAAAUCCAAUGUCUAUUCAGACCAGGUAUCUCCAUGGUUUUAAGUUUGGUAAUAAGUUGCAAUUCAGCAACUUCUCUUUCCAGUCUAUUUCUGAAAUUCUUUUGUAAUAAGAGCUACUUUGAGAUCUUGUAUAGAAUGUCCUGGGAAACUGAAGUGUUCUCCUACUAGUUACAAAUAAAAAUCAGACAUGAUUUCAAAGCAUUAAUCCAACUAGAUUUUUAAACAUUAACCAAACAAUAAGCCUGGGUGCCGCCGAAAGAAAGAAAGAAAGAAAGAAAGAAAGAAAGAAAGAAAGAAAGAAAGAAAGAAAGAGAAAGAAAGAAAGAAAAGUCACUGAUGAAUACAGAGGGGGUGGGCUGGCUGUUUGGCACAAUGAGAAUCAAAUGUGACUCCGCAGGGAUGAAAACAAGCCCCGCAAGACUCCGCUCGAUGCGCUCGAUGGGCUCCUGCGCUGUCUGAUUGCGGGCGCCUACCUAGAAGCGGACGGCUCCGCUCGAUGCCCUCUGGGGGCUCCUGCUCCUGCCUGGCGCAUCUCCUAGCGACGCGGGCCUAGGCCUGAGACAGGAGGGAGUCGGGCGAGCGAGACAGCUCUUGGGCGGCCAUGCUGCGAGGGCUGGCGGCAGCGCGGAGGGUCCUGCUACCCGUGAGGCGCCCGGGGAGCGGCGGCCAUGGGGCGCGAUGGAGUCCGCCCUCUCGCGGGAGCCGCUGGCGGCUGGGCGUGGGGCUCGGGCUGGCCCUGACGGCGGCGGCGGCGGUGGCGGCGGCGGGGAACGAGGAAGAGCGGGAGGGCCCUCCGCCCGAUAAGGGCUUCGCCCGGGCCGUGGCCAGCAGCAGGGACCUUCUCCAGCGGCUGAAGGAUGAAGUGGGAGCUCCUGGAAUAGUAGCUGGAGUUUCUGUAGAUGGCAAAGAAAUUUGGUUAGAAGGAAUGGGUUAUGCUGACGUGGAGAACCGUGUGCUCUGCAAGCCAGAGACCGUCCUGCGAAUUGCAAGCAUUAGCAAACCUCUGACUAUGGUUGCUGUUGCAAAGUUGUGGGAGGAAGGAAAGCUGGAUUUAGAUGCUCCAGUGCAGAAGUAUGUUCCAGAAUUUCCUGAAAAAGAAUAUGAAGGUGAAAAGGUCACCAUUACAACAAGACUGCUCACUUCACAGUUAAGUGGGAUUCGCCAUUAUGAGAAAGAUAUUGCCAAAGUAAAGGAAGAGAAGGAAAAGGCCAACAGAACCCUGAAGGCUGCAAAAGAUAUCACAACAUCCGACAGAGAGAAAGAAGACAAAGUCUCUGAAAAGGCUGACUUUGCUAAAGCCAAGCCGGAACACGGAGGCAAACAUUCCAAAAGUGAAAAGAAAAAAGCAGAGUUUGAACAUCAAGAAUAUUAUUUGAAAGAAAAAUUUGAUAAUGUGAUUGAUUCCCUGAACUUAUUUAAAAACGAUCCUUUGUUCUUUAAACCAGGUAGCCAGUUUUUGUAUUCAACUCAUGGAUUUACUCUUCUGAGUGCUGUUGUAGAGAGAGCCUCGGGUCAGAAAUUCACAGACUACAUGCUGAAAAUAUUUAGUGACCUGGAUAUGUUGGCAACAGGACUGGAUGAGAAUGAGCCCCUUAUAUACAACAGAGCGAGGAACUACAUUCACAACAAAAAAGGCCGCCUGGUCAAUGCACCCUAUGUGGACAACUCCUACAAGUGGGCUGGCGGUGGCUUCCUCUCCACAGUGAGCGACCUCCUUAAAUUUGGCAACGCUAUGCUGUAUGGCUAUCAACUUGGACAGCUGGAAAACCUCGCUGCUGGACUCCUUCCUGGCUAUCUCAAACCUGGCACCGUAGCAAUGAUGUGGAGGGCAGCUCCAAACGCAAAAGCGUCUGGGGACAAAGAUGUUAAAUAUGGGAUGGCGUGGUUUGUGGUGGAGGAUAAACAGGAAUAUGGCUUCUGCAGGCGGCAGCGACGCUAUGCCUUCCACACGGGUGGGGCAGUGGGUGCAAGCAGCAUCCUGCUUAUUCUCCCUGAAGAGCCAGACUCUGAAGCUUCAAACAGUGACCCACUGGUGCCACCCAAGGGUGUGGUGGUCACAAUUAUUUGUAAUAUGCAGUCCGUUUCCCUUAACAGCACUGCCUUAAAGAUUGCAAUGGAAUUUGAACAGGAUAAGUUGGCACAGCACACUGUUAAAAGCAGCUUCUUACAGGAUUAAUCAAGCUAUAUAUACUGACGUGUCUGUGGCACUGAAAGCAGCAUAUUGCAAAGCCAUGUCCCCAUUCUAUGUUGGUUGUGCUGCAUUCAAACUCGCUACUCAGGGAAGCGGCCAUGUGGGUCAAGCAAACCCUCGUUAAAGGUAUUUCUCGGGUGUAAGUUGCCAAAAGUGUGAGCAGUGGUAACUUUUGCCACCUAAAGCCAAAUCUAGUUGCCAAUCACAUCAUUUCACUUCUUCAUUCUCUGAUCCUUAUUGAGAAAUUGACUUUUAACUUUCACUGUUGCAUUUGAAAGAUUGACAGGAGUAGGGCUGGGCGAUGCCAGCUUUUCAACAUUGUGAUAUACCAGCCAAACAUCCCGAUCUGACGAUACACCUAUGAUGUUGAAACAGAGGGAGGAACAAGGAGCCGAGGCCAAUGCAGCUUGUUCUUCUUGCCAGACACUGGGGAUGGAGGGAGUCAGCCAGACGGUGGUAGCCAAGUGCAGAGUCUGUCAGGAUCCGUGCGUUUGCCUGCCUUUGCCUUCGCCCUAGCGAGUAGUCACACUGUGUCUUUCCUCCCAGGGUGAAAGACCACUCCAGGAGGAAAGACACACCCCACCCUCCUGGGGGAAGGCAGCCAGGCCGUAGCCAAGCGCACAGAGCCUGUCAGACUCCUUGCAUUUGUCUGCCUUCCCCACCACCCCAGCGAGUGUGCCGAGUCUUUGGGUGACCGACCACCCCUGGAGGAAAGAUGCAGCUCACCCUCCCAGACGAAGGCAGCCAGGUGACAGUAGCCAGGCGCCCAGAGCCUGUGAGGCUCCAUUCACAAGGCUGCCUCUGCCUUCAGCCAGAGCACAGUGGCAGUUUCACCCAGCGGUAUAUUGCAAGUGAAACCACCGCUGCUCCCGAGUCGCUCCGCCUCCAGCACCUGGCUGCAGCUUGUUUCUCCCUCGGCACGCUGGGCACUGGUGGCAGGGGGACUUGGGAGCGGCAGAAUAUACUACCUGAUGAAACUGCUAUUGCAGCCUGGCCCUCAUAUUGGCCCUGGGCGAUGUAUUGAUACAUCACCUAGGCCUUGACAGGAGUGGUGAAAACCCAGGGGAUGACUGCCACAGGCACCGCUUGACUCAAGAACAGUUGUGCCAUGACAGUAGGAGAGCAACAGAGGUCCAUUAAUCAUGCAGGGUUUUUGGUUCUGCUAUGCCUGCUUGUGGGUGCCAGCUCUCAAUAACGGACAGAGAAAGGCAGCAGGGACUGAGCUAAGAGCAACAAUUCCCACCAGCCCCUUAGGGACAGUCAAAGGACAAGGGUGAGCUAACCUUCCCCUUCUAACUGGGACAGUUAGCAGGGCUCAACCCUCCACUUCAGUAACAUUGCUACAAAAUACAGAAAGGUACUAAAUCGUGCAGUUACGGUGGAACUGAGUUUACAAGAGACUCAGUUUUAUUGUCAGGUGCUGCUGGUAUUUUGCUUUUAAGAGUUUAAGAACUUGCCCACCCAGUAAUAUUUUCCUAGACUUGAAGGUAGUUGGGGUGGGGUGGAAUUUUGAUGUCAUGUUUGCCUCACAAUAGCAGAAUUGUAGUUUGUUUCGGUUAUGCAAGGUCACAAUAGGCUGCCAAUGUUGCUCCCUGCAACACUUUACUGCGUGUAGUAUUUGUGAAGAGUAAGAAACAGCCAUUUGAAAGCUUUAAGAGAAGUUUACAUCUAUUUAAGCUUCACUCCUAUGUGCAUCUACUUGGGAGUAAGCCCUGUUGACUAAAUGAGGACUUGCUCCCUAGUGAAUAUGCAUAGAUUGAGGCUGAAUCCGACAUUUUUUCUUUUUACUUGCUCUUCUCUAGAAAGCAUAUCCAAGAUGGCCCAUUGUUGUUGUUUUAUUAGC